UCGCUCUAGUACUCGCGAUUGUUGCCUCUGCCUCGUCUCGCCAACCUAGAAGUUCGUAGACUCCGGGGUGGGGCGGGAGGCGGCAGUUUCGAGCGGGUCUGGGCGGAGCUGAGACAGCGGAGGCGGAAGAGGUGGCCCGUGAGGCGGGGAAGGGGCUGGCCCCGGAAGGAGGAGGAAACCCUGGAAAGAAAACAGGAGCUAGUUAAGCUGCUGUGACAGGGAAAGAAAAUGGCGACGCCGAAGGGGAGCCUCCGGGUCGGGGCCCAAUUGGGGCUCCCUCCGCUGCUGCUGCUGACCAUGGCCCUGGCCGGAGGCUCGGGAACCGUUUCCGCUGAAGCGUUUGAUUCGGUCUUGGGUGAUACGGCUUCUUGCCAUCGGGCCUGUCAGCUGACCUACCCCUUGCACACCUACCCCAAGGAAGAGGAGUUGUACGCAUGUCAGAGAGGUUGCAGGCUGUUUUCAAUUUGUCAGUUUGUGGAUGAUGGAAUUGAUUUAAAUCGGACCAAAUUGGAAUGUGAAUCUGCAUGUACAGAAGCAUAUUCCCAAUCUGAUGAGCAAUAUGCUUGCCAUCUUGGUUGCCAGAAUCAGCUGCCAUUUGCUGAACUGAGACAAGAACAACUUAUGUCCCUGAUGCCCAGAAUGCAUCUACUCUUCCCUCUAACUCUGGUAAGGUCAUUCUGGAGUGACAUGAUGGACUCGGCACAGAGCUUCAUAACAUCUUCAUGGACUUUUUAUCUUCAAGCUGAUGAUGGAAAAAUAGUUAUAUUCCAGUCUAAGCCAGAAAUCCAGUAUGCACCACAGUUGGAACAGGAGCCUACAAAUUUGAAAGAAUCAUCGCUAAGCAAAAUGUCCUAUUUUCAAAUGAGAAGUUCACAAGCACACAGGAACUAUCUUGAAGAUGGAGACAGUGAUGGCUUUUUAAGAUGCCUCUCCCUUAACUCUGGAUGGAUUUUAACUACAACUCUUGUCCUCUCGGUGAUGGUAUUGCUCUGGAUUUGUUGUGCAACUGUUGCUACAGCAGUGGAGCAGUAUGUUCCCUCUGAGAAGCUGAGUAUCUAUGGUGACUUGGAAUUUGUGAACGAACAAAAGCUAAACAGAUACCCAGCUUCUUCUCUUGUGGUUGUUAGAUCUAAAGCUGAAGAUCACGAAGAAGCAGGGCCUCUACCUACAAAAGUGAAUCUUGCCCAUUCAGAAAUUUAAGGGUUUUUUUGUUUGUUUGUUUGUUUUUUUUAAGAAAAAUGUAAUAGACAUCUAAAUUUCCAUUCCUCAUAGAGCUUUUAAAAAUGGUUUCAUUGGAUAUAGGGCUUAACAAUCACUAUCAAAGGCAAAUAAAGUUACCCAAAUCUGUAAAGACUGUAUUUGCUGUAACUUUCCCUGUAACUUUUUCCUAGUAAUUUAAGAGGUGAAUAUUUGGAGUUGUAUUUUUAUUUUAAUAUCUGUAGCUACUUUAAUUAUUAUUUGCAUUGUUUUUGUUUAUUUUCUUUCUUAGCCAAAUUCUAUGAGCUGAUCAUUGUUCUUCCCCACCUCUCGCCACGAUGCCAUCAAUCACCUUAGGUAAUAAGCUGAAUGCUCAGUAGACUAUGAUGCUUCUGCUCAGAAAUAGCCCACAGCCUGUAACUUGAAAUUUAGCAGGAAAUGCCCUUUGAUGACACUACAUUUUCAGUUGGAUUGAACUGAAGUUAUUAAAAUUUUAUUUGAAUAAUUA
Messenger RNA from Rhinolophus ferrumequinum (greater horseshoe bat), 1705 nucleotides. It is a transcript of the gene TMEM59, whose product is annotated as transmembrane protein 59. The record is from RefSeq and is a predicted model, not a curated record. Bases 229 to 1200 code for a protein of 323 amino acids. Lineage: Eukaryota; Metazoa; Chordata; Mammalia; Chiroptera; Rhinolophidae. Gene Ontology annotation, cellular component: late endosome; lysosome. The transcript is spliced from 8 exons. Gene Ontology annotation, biological process: positive regulation of autophagy.